AAUGUUCUACCUCACGUUGCUUGUUUGACACAGUGAAGAGCUGGAAAAGUAUUGACUAUUGACUUCCUGUCGUCUGUAACCAAACUCCAAGAACAGACUCCUCCCUCCUGGAGUUGUCCUGGGAAACACUAACAACUGCUGGAAAGCCGUCCCUGUUCGCCAGUGGAGGACACACACGGGGAGGAAAAGUUACACCGCGGUUCUUCUGAUUCCUGUUGCUAACCCAGGACGUUUCUGUCCCAGCUCCGAAGUCUUGACUGCGGGGGCCUGUGCUGGGAGGAUUAUUAUGCGUUUAAAGGCUGCGCCCUCUUCACACUGACUGAGCUUCAGCUGCCUGAGUGUCCAGGGACAUGAAACUCAAUCCACAGCAAGCUCCUUUGUAUCAGGGUCGAUGUGUUGUCACAGUGCAGCUUUCCGACGAAGAGCUGGCUGCAGAUGAUCGGGGAGUGGACUACUUCCUGCUGUUCGCCGGCAGCACGCAGAGACAUCUAACCAGCACCCUGAGGAGCAGCCAUGACACCUUACAGGCGUUAUGUCCCGCUCACGACUGCUGUGAGGUGGUGUUGGUCACCUUGUGUUCAGCCACCCAGACUCCCUCCAGGGACCCUGAGAACCCAGCAUCCUGCCUGGGGACCGUGGCUCCAUUGGCCGAGCAUCGAUUCAGCUUUGUCCAGGAUUUAGCUUUUGACAUGGCCCAGUUCUUGGUGAGCACAGCGGGCCGGGCCGACGGCCUCGACGGGGCCCUCCUCCUGGAUGAGUGUCAGAUUCCAGUGCAAGAGUGUGAGCGCCUGGAUGAGAACCUGGCACUGGCCCUCCACCACCUUGUGUUGCCUCCAGAAUGGAGUCUGCUGGGGAGCAAACAGACCAGCAGCACCGACUUGGGCCCUCACGAGACUCUGCUGCAUUUCUCGGCGCGGCGUGGCCUUUCUCGGGUGACCCGCUUUCUGCUGCGGCAACCCGGAGCCAGGGAAGCGCUUCAGUUGGUCAACAAAGAAGGUCACACCCCGGCUGCCGUGGCGACACAGCGAGGACACGAGCGUCUCUGUGAGCUCCUUACAAAGGCCGAGACGGAGGCGGGCGAGGCGUCUGAAACGCUCCAGCUGGUGUCCGCGGAUGCUCGGGUGUGCUGCAACUCCCCCACGCUGAACACACACACUCUGACGGUGAGCGUUCGCCCUGGCCGCAUCGCUCCGACCCUUCAGGAGAGUGUGGAAUAUCUUCUGCACUUUUUAGGCCACCUCCAUGCCAAGGGAGUUUCUGUCUUGGAGCUGCAGUUAGACUCACUCCACACUGCUGCUGAGUGUUGUGACGGUGCGAAAACAGACUUAACCUGUCAGGAGCGACUCCAGCAGCUCCACUCAACGUCAGAGUGCUUGCUUUCAGAAACCGGAGGGAGCAAAGAGGAGAGCAGCAACUCCAUCGUAGGUGAACUCGGCGAGACUUGUCACUCAGAGAAAGACGAAAGUUUACCUCCAGCAUCAGAAAUCCCUCCCCGGCAGCACAGCCUGGAACCGCAGGGGGACGGGGUGUGUCUCAGUUCAAACACUGAGGAAAAAGGCUGCCAAGGGGAGCAGGAAGGGAGGGUUGACUCCUGUCCCGGGUUGAAUUUGUGUGACAGGAGUGAAGGGGCACAGGGUAAGGCUGAAGGGGAAAGCGUCACUGUGGGAAAUGUCCCAGCAGAAAACUGCGGUAAACAGGCAGAGGAAGCUGUGAUCCGGGAAGAACAGGAGGCCGGGGAGGGAGAAGAGCAGGAAACGGGAGACGGCGCAGCCACGAGGGGAGAGGAGGAGGGCGGAUCACAGCACACGAUUCUGACAACAGCCAGCGGAGACUUCUCAGUCAUGGGCCAGUCUCCGUUGUCAGGGAGUUCUGAACUUUUAAACUCCCCUGAAUCAAAAACAAAGUUGAGAUCUCAAGAUGGAAAGAACAUUGAGGAAGAACAAACAGAACUUCCCCAAGAACCCUUUGAAGGGUUCAAUUCAGAUGAGGUGGAAAAAAAGGAGGUUGGGAGGGAAGAGUUAAUGGACCCCAUUUCAACCCCAAGAGACCUCCCCGACCUGUUGGCGAUAGCCUGCAGUGAUGUAAUUGAGCGACGUGAAUCUGCCGUUCCACUACUGCUGAUAGAAGGCCUCCGCGAGGGGGAACCUCCGCCAGACAUAAACAGCCAAGAACAAAACCAGGAAACAGCUGGUCAGGAUUACGCAGCCGAGCAGGAGCAGGGCUCCGGUCCAGAAGCUGCCCGUCAUUCUGGGACUGACACUGGAGCUGAGAGCAACAGCAAAGACGCAACCAAACUCCAGGAUUUCGCUCCAGACGAACCAAAGAGCUUCGAUUUUUGGGUUUUGAAUAGUGCCGAGGAGGAAACACGGACUGACCAGUCAUCACCAGGAAAUAUGCUCACUAAGAGGAAAGCUGACCAGGAUUCAGGCGUGGCACACCGUGUCUCUAGUGAUGACGAAGGAAGCUUUAGAUCUUUUGGAAGUUCUUCAACGGAAAUAUUCCACCCUACUGAGGAUAACAGCACCAUGCAGGAGGGAAAUCAAACUAUGAACAUAGAUAUAUCCUCAACCGGAUGUACCGAGGACUUAAAUGAUCUAUCACGCAGCGUAAACCAUGAACACUCACCAGGUGACGACAAUGAGCUUUUGUUGGACGCUGGUACCAUCAAUUCCCUGAACCCUUCAGUUGGUAGUAGAGAUGUGUUGGAGAAUGAAUCAGAGCUGCUAGAUGACUUUAAGACAAUGGAUUGCUUGAUUCUUGAAAGUUGUGAGGAACUGCUUAUAGAAUGUCCUGAACAGGAUUCAGUGUUGGAUCCAAUUCCUUUAGUCAGUGAGGAUGUCCCUACUUCAGAACCUGGCGAAAGUAACAACAAGCAGUCCUCCAACUCUCAUGCGAAUAUCGACAUCCAGGCUGAAUCAGAGGUCAAAGUCAACGGCCCCGUCGAAGACGAUCAGCAGACGGACGCCAGUGAUAAACCAGAGGGAGCAGAGAAGAGUAGGAAUGUACAAAUGCAGCCUGAACAGGAUGACUUAAAGGAGACUCAGGACACGGGGUCGACCGAGGGUCAGCUUGCCAUCUCAGCACAGGACAGCAAUCCUUCGUCAGACAUCGUAGAUGGUAUCCCUUUGGAACUGGAACCGCCUGCUGCUGUCGCCGAGUCAUCUGUGGACACUCCCGUCGAGGAUCAGAUGGCUGCCAACCCAGACUCUGCCGAUUCACUGCAUGGAGCGACAGAGAGCUGCGCGACUGCCGACCGAGAGGUGGAAGUCGACAAACCCAUUGACGCCGUGAGAUGCACAGGAGAGGAAGACAAUGGCCCAGGAGAGGGACCGGACGCCUCGACGAUCCACCGAGACAGAGAGGCGUCUUUCCACCACACUUGCAACCCUCAGCACUCAGAAUCCUCGACGUCUUCGGCGUUCCCCAGUUUACCCCGCAGAACCAGCAGUUCCACCAGCUGUCCGUCAUCCACUCACAGAGACUCUGGCAGUGACAUUGAAAGCCUCCUGAAUGCAGAGCCAGGAUAUGACAGCAUCUUCAGAAAGAACGACGAGCCGGUGACGGGAGGAGACAGCACCAGCGAGGUCUCCGUCUCUUGCUCCUCCACAGACGACACCGCCAGUGUCGGCCCGUCCAGCUCCAGUCCGGAGGGCAGCCAGGGCCUGAGCUGGAGCCCAGAGGAGGGUAUCCAGUCUGAGGCUACCAACACUGAAGGCCAGGAUCGUCCUGCUGUUGCUGGAGGAGGACCAGGAGGAGCAGGGGACGCUGAAGAAGAAGCAAAAGACAGAGUGAGUGAGGUGCCGCGGCGUUCCAGUCUCUUCAGGAGCAGCAAGCGCUCUCUGUCGCCGCUUCGCCGCCACAGCUGGGGUCCAGGGAAGAACAACGGAGGAGAAUCAGAGAUGAACCAGAGGAGCUCCAUCCGUAGCCCUGGUGAGGGGAAGCCGGCCUUUCACAGGAGAAGCUACAGCUUAGAAGGGCUCAGUGGGAUCCAGGAAGAGUUGAGGGGCUCCACCAUCCAGGAGCCCCGCGACCUUGAGCGCUCCAGGAUGCCCCGAUACAACAGCGACGACAGGGGCUCCCUGGUGUCUCUGACGGAAGAGCAGGAGGAGCGGGAGGAGGACAGCAGGCUGCAGGAAAAGAAAUUGCGGCGGUAUCGGCCGCUGAGGAACAGCUGUCCCUCAAUGACCCUUCCACUCACCAAGUCCGUUUCCAUGGUCACCAUCAGCCAUAAAGACAGCGAUGGCAUGAGGUUGUUUUCCAACCCCUCUGGGUCAGUAGCUUACAGUAUAUCGGAGGAAGAGCCGGGGCCUCUGCGGAGCGACACGGAGGGGAGGAACACGACCAAAGUCAGCCGGACCUUCAGCUACCUCAAGAACAAGAUGUACAAAAAGACGCGGGAAAAAGACAGAGACAAAAGGGACAAAGACAAAGAAACCAAGGAGAAGGACAAGAAGGCCGUGAACGGACACAUUUUCACGCCCGUCAGCUCGAACCAGUCCCUCCAGUGCUCCCAGUGCAAUAAAGCUUUCAAUGGCAAAGAGGUGUUCUGUUGUACAUACUGUAAUGCAUCCGUCCACAAGGGCUGCAGGGACAGCAUGCCUGUUUGUGCCAACGUGAAGAUGAAGUUGCCCAAACAGCAGUUUGCAGUGCCAGAUUCCAGCGCUCCAUGCUCUGUUCCUGGCGUCACAAUGAGGAACAAAGCUGGUGGGACGAGGGACCGUCCCAGGUCAGCCAUCUUGAGCCCCGAAGACAAUCUUCCUCUGAUGAUCCCAGGAUCACGGAGACACACCAGCAUUAUGACGUUCCCUGGAAACAAUCUGUCAAAGAGCCUCUCGAUUAGCAACAUCGCAGGACCAUUUGAUGACAUCCCCAUCAAAGGCCUGCGCUACCUUUCUCAGUCCACAGACUCACUCAACAGAACCAAUCAGGUCACUGAAUCCAUGGAGUCGCUCACUGAUGAAGGCACAGAGAUGAUGGACGCACAGCUCCUGGGGGAGUUCGAGGCGAACGCCAAAGAGUUCGAAGCAGACUCGUGGAGUCUGUGCGUGGAGCAGCAGUACCUGCAACAACAGAACAAAGAGCUGGUCAAGAGACAAGACGUCAUCUACGAGCUGAUGCAGACCGAGAUGCAUCACAUCCGGACUUUGCGCAUCAUGUCGGAGGUAUACAGCAAAGGCCUGCAAAAGGAGGUCCCGCUGGACCAGCACACGGUGGAGAAGAUGUUUCCGGUGCUGGACGACCUCCUGGACCUCCACUCGCAGCUCCUCCAGCGUCUCCUGGACCGAAAGAAGGAGAGCCAGCUGGAGGCGGGAGGCUCAGAGGGCGGCUUCGUCAUCAACAGGAUAGGAGACAUCCUGGUCAGCCAGUUCUCGGGAUCCAACGGCGAAAGUAUGAAGAGGGUUUACGGGAAAUUCUGCAGCCGCCACAACGAAGCCGUCAACGUCUACAAAGACCUCAUGAACAAAAACAAAAACUUUAAAACCUUCAUCAAAAAAAAGAGAAGUAGCAGCACUGUGCGGAGGCUUGAUGUCCCAGAAUGCAUCCUGCUGGUGACCCAGCGGAUCACAAAGUACCCUGUGCUGAUUCAGAGAAUGCUGUUGCACACUAAAGACACGUGCGAGGACUACGUUGAUCUGAGCGAGGCCAUCCGGUUGGUGAAGGAGGUGAUCGCCGCCGUCGACAGCAAGGUGAACGAGCACGAAAAGAAGCACCGCCUGAAGGAGUUCCACAGCCGCAUGGACAGCAAGUCCAUCAUGAUCCUGAAAAGCGGCCAGUUCUUCGCCAGGGAGGACCUGCUGAGGCGGAAGCUGAUCCACGACGGAGCGCUGCAGCUGAAGAACACACAGGGCAGACUUAAAGAUGUUCAAGCUCUCCUGCUGUCGGACGUUUUGGUCUUCCUUCAGGAGAAGGACCAGAAAUAUGUCUUUGCCAUGCUGGACCAGCGCUCCACGGUCAUCUCCCUCCAGAAGCUGAUCGUGCGGGAAGUCGCCAACAAGGAGCGCGGCCUCUUCCUCAUCACGGCGGGCACCGAGAAGCCGGAGAUGAUGGAGGUCCUGGCCAGCUCCAAGGAGGAACGCAACACCUGGAUGCAGCUCAUCCAGACCGCCAUGCAGUCAAUGGAGAAAGACGAGGACGAGGGGAUCCCCAGUGAGACGGAAGACGACAAAAGACAAUUAGAGAGCAAAGCCAAAGAGAUGAGAGAUAUGUUGAAGCAGAAAGAUACGGAGAUUAUGUCUCUGCUGGAGGAGAAGGUGCGGCUCUUCAGGGAGAUGUGGGAGGGCCUGAGCCCAGGCGAGGAGGCCUGCAGGCAGGUCGAGCCUUUCUUCAGGUCAGCCUGCAGCCAGGAGCCGCCUCAGGGGGCGUCCAUCAUGAAAGACGCCCUGCAGGAAGUGGAGACAUUGCAGGGACUGGUGAAUGGCAGCCUGGGGGGAGCGAUGGCCAGCGUGCACGAGGGAGGAGCCGCCGGGCCCGUGUCCCUGCCCCGUCGGGCCGAGACGUUCGGAGGCUUCGACAGUCACCAGAUGCACGGCGGCAAGAGUGGAGACAGAGACGAGAGCGAGGACGCGGUGGGAGACCUGCGCAGGACGGAGUCGGACAGCGUUUUGAAGAAGGGAGGAAACGCUAACCUGCUGCAGCUGCUGAAGAGGAACAGUGAGCAGGUCCUCCACAGCGUCUCCAACCUGCAUCUUCUGCUCAGCACUCUGCAGGCCGUGGUGGUCCAGCAGGACAGCUACAUCGAGGACCAGCGGCAGGCCCUGAGCGAGCGCUCCUCCUCGUGCUCGUCGCUGUCGCGCCAGUCGUCGCGGCCCAGCUCGCUGAUCGAGCAGGAGAAGCAGCGCAGCCUGGAGAAGCAGCGGCAGGAGCUGGCCUCCCUGCAGAGGCAGCAGGCCGCUCUGGCCGAGGAGAGGCGGAGGAGGGAGAGAGAGUGGGAGCUGAGGGAGCAGCAGCUCUCCGACAGAGAGUCCACGGUGCACCUGCAGGAGGAGGAGGUGCAGAAGCAGCACAAGCAGCUCGACGAGGAGAGGAAAGAGCUGCAGAGCAAGAAGGAAGAGUACCAAAGAGACCUGGAGAGGCUGAGAGACGCCCAGAGGAAGCUGGAGAAGGAGAGGGAGGCCGUGCAGCGGCAGAUCCACAGGAUGGAAGAGCUGCGGCUGACUGAGAGGACUCCCUCCACAACGUCCGACGAAUCCUUGUUCCUGGGCAGCUCCCAGUCUCUGGAGCUGGACCCCCUGGACCUCUCCUCCUCCUCGUCUUCGUCCUCCACCCUGCCCAGGCUGCAGCCCCAGCGCGCCAAGGCCAGCCGGAAGGGCCUGAACCCGUUCACCUCGUCGUCCUCCGGCAGCCUCAAGAGCUCCGAGGCCAACAGCCAGAUCUCCAAGGGCUUCCUGCAGCUGGCCAAGACCAAGAGCAAAGACGGGAAAAAGAAGAAGAAGAGCAAAGGCGGCAGCGCGCAGGCGGCAGACCCCCAGCAUGUCCCCGAGCCCCCCAUGGAUGGAGAGAUCUUCUUCUGCUAGGACUCUGCAGCGGCGGCGGCGGCUCCAUCGUCGCUCCCGACAACGCGGAGUCCACGUGUUCCUGCGCACUUUCUCAGUACGACAUGUAGCACAGACUGCGCCUCCGGUUGGAUUUUCGUUUAGAGGUGCAACCAAGAAGCCUUUUGUUUUGUUUUGUUCUUCGAGGCUGGUACCGCUUCUUAUGUUGGGCUCAUUCCCAGAUUCUUUAUGGAAUGUAAGCGAUGGAAGAAGUAAUAAAAACACACAAAAAACUAACCGUGCUGCAUAUUGAAUCCGAUAGAGAGAAACGACAAGAUGAGUCCAUCCAUUAUGCAUCAGAGCAUCUGUUCCAGCUUUAUUCAUCGGGACUUCGCUGUAGAAGAGCACCAGACUGGGAGAGACGUUCAAAAACCCAACAAAACAAUUGUUUUUUUUUUUUGUGGAAUUGAGGAAUUUAUGAAUAAGGAAAGAAGAAAAAAUUGGGGAUUUGACAUCACCAAUCAGAGCCAAUUAAAAGAACAUGGGACAAUUGCCACGACUGACCAAUUGAUCAAGGCAUCUGUACUAUCAAUUGAAAGUGAAAACCACUGAUUUCAUUCUGUCGUCUCCACAGGCCAGAAUCCUCUUGUUUCCAACGCGCACGAACGCCUCUUCAAAUCCAAACGCAAACUAAACCAAAAAUACCUUUUUUAUAACUCUAGUUUCUAGCAGAAAUAUCUCAGUGCACCUGAAGUAAGACAAACCUAACUCAUGAGUAACUUUCCAGCAGGAUAAAGAAACUUGUUUUAAGUAAUCUAUUCCUCAAUAUUGAUGAAAGAAGUGCCGGUUCCACUGGCAGGUUAUUUCACUAGUAACAUGGGAAAAAUGUCUUGUUCUAAGUUUAAUGAACUUGCUGAAAUGUUACUUGUGAGUUCGAUUAAUCUCAUUUUAUGUGCACUAAUAUAUUUCCACUAAAAACUAGACCAAAGUAACUUUGUGAGAUUUGGGUCUUUUUGCAGUGUGGGAACAGAUUAGUUUUUCGAUGCUGAUCACUUUCGUUAAUCGACGACUGAUCAAAAAAUUUAAAAAAACAAAAAAAAAACACUUAAAGGGCCUCGUGUUGUCCUGGCAACAUUCUUUUUUUUAUCACAAGGAGCUGCUGCCUCUGUGUUUCACUCCUAACCAAUCACAUCACACAUCACAACCACCUUCUUUUAUAUUUCGCUGCCGCCAGAUUGUAAGCUAAACGGACACGACAAACAGCGAGUGGAGUAAUCCGCGGCGGCUUUACGCCGUCCAUCACGGCCCCUGAUGAGGUUGUAAUUCAUUUAAAUUGGGGAUGUCUUCAUUUUGGAGUGAAACUCUUAAGACUCGGCUGUAAUGAAAGGAUGGAGACGCACGCUAUCUCUCCUUGUCAAACGGCUCAAUUCAUAUCCUUUUAGUGUGUUGUAGAACCUUGGAUGGAUAUUAGCUUGAUCCCGGCGUUAUCUGCCUGUCAAUGAGCUUUUAUGCAGCCCUCAUCUUUCAUCCGAGCCCAGACUACUGGAGGGGAGACAGCGGGGUGGGAGGGAGCUUUUACUUUUUGUGUUUUAAUUGCAUGUAACUCCGCAGGUAGCAUACUAAUGGCUGCUGGUAAAGCGUUUGCUCUGUUUUUAAAAAAAAAUGAUUUCUGCUUUUGGCUGUGAUUAGAAAGUCUGUAGUCGGAAGCUGCACAGCACAAAGUCUCUGGUCUAGUUUUUAGUACCGAUAUCUCAACACAUCUGGUGAGACAAAACGACCUUGCAAGUAACUUUUCAGCAAGUUCUAUUGCUUUAAGUCUAAUUCCUUAAUAUUGAUGAGAAAGUGCGAGUUCCACUGCCAGAUUAUGUCAGUGCUAGCACAUGCUAUAAGUGAAAUAAUCUGCCGAUGGAAGAAAUGGUUUUUCAUCAACUAGUUAUUGACCGACGUGCUGAGAUGUUUGCACUGGAGACCAGAUGGAAAUAACUUGGUAAGGUUUUGUGUUUAAAGCAGUGAAAGAAGGAAACACAAAAGCCACGAGUUGAUUCCACCGACUAAAGCUUCUCAUUUCAGAGUUCACUCUGUAUUUUUAAGCACUUUUUGGACCCAAAACAUUGAUGCAUCUUUUAUUUCAUAUCAAUAUUGAUUUUUUCUUUUCUUUUUAUUGUUUGUUUUUCAUUUCAAAUCCAGUUGAACAGCGAUCCAAAGAGACACCAUGUGUUCAAGUGUAUAAAAUAUGUAGUUUUUCCUGCAAACUGCACUGUUUGUUCCUCCAAACUAGAUUUGUAGGCUGUACUAUUUACCUGCUGGUCGGGUAGGAUGAAGAAAAAAACGACAAAGCAUGAAGUUGUGACAACACAAACAGCCAGUGUUGCCGUAUCGGAGUCACCGCCACGCUUUCCUCUUGCUCGGUGCUUGUUUGCCUGCGUUUGGGCCUGGAGUUGCUGUGGGACGUCCCGUAACGGUUCCCGCCAAUUAUCUGCUUCACGUCUUUUUUGUUUAUGGAUUUCUGUCGCAGAAACAGAAAGAAAAGGGCUUUUAUCUUUUCUUCUUUCUUCCUAAUGUGUGUGGGUUUUUUUUAUUUUCUACCACUAGGGAGCACCGUGCCGCCUCCCUCCAUCCGGGAAACCAAAACAAACAGAAAAGUACAAACCCCGCUCCUCUCCCCCGCGGCGGGAAAUUGACUUGCUUCUUUUGUUGUUGUCGUUUCUCGGCGGGUCAUCGGCCUACGGCGGGUAAUGUGACGAGCGUGGGCCCUCGCGCUCCGUGACAUUUUCUCCCCGCGGCAUUUGUAACUGACUGAAAGAACAAAUAAGUUGUCAGAUCCUAACAGGUGACUCAGCGCAGGCGGUCGGCUGCAGCUUUAAUGUUGGGAGAGUGCGGCGGCGGGGGGAGGGCGUGCCAGAGACAAUCAGCAGACGCAGUUCAGGAAAAUGAGCUUCCUCCUCCUCCACCACCACGGCCGUGAUGAUGACGACGAUGAUGAUGUGUGUGUGGGUGCAUCAGGUGAAGCCCGCGUAGCCUUAAAAAUCUUGACGAUAAAAUGCACUAGAGUAGAAGCCAGCGUCUUCUCAGGACAGAGGAGAGCUUUUAUACCUCUGCUUUCAAUCGAAGGAAAUGUUUGUACUAGAGAAAUGGUACACUAUUCAUUCUCAGCAUUGUAAAAACAAAAGAAAAGGGCAAAACUGUAAAUAUGAUCGAUGUAUAAAUAAAAACCAAUCGACUGUACAAAAACGAAACAAAAAAAUCAACAAAAACAAAAAAAAUAGUUUGAUUUGUGAUUUAUUGCAACAUUUUGUAAGAAUAUUUUAUUUAUGACUACCCUAGUCUGUGGGGUAGUGAAAAAUGUAAAAGCAUAUUUCACAAUAAUAAUAAUAAUAAAAGGUUCAUAACACAGUGAA
This is a messenger RNA of Poeciliopsis prolifica (blackstripe livebearer), 10870 nucleotides long. It is a transcript of the gene akap13a, whose product is annotated as A-kinase anchor protein 13. Lineage: Eukaryota; Metazoa; Chordata; Actinopteri; Cyprinodontiformes; Poeciliidae. Gene Ontology annotation, biological process: positive regulation of canonical NF-kappaB signal transduction; adrenergic receptor signaling pathway; regulation of Rho protein signal transduction. The record is from RefSeq and is a predicted model, not a curated record. The transcript is spliced from 39 exons. Bases 351 to 7514 code for a protein of 2387 amino acids. Gene Ontology annotation, cellular component: actin cytoskeleton; membrane. Gene Ontology annotation, molecular function: MAP kinase scaffold activity; guanyl-nucleotide exchange factor activity.